Messenger RNA from Hippopotamus amphibius kiboko, 1326 nucleotides. It is a transcript of the gene GEMIN8, whose product is annotated as gem nuclear organelle associated protein 8. Lineage: Eukaryota; Metazoa; Chordata; Mammalia; Artiodactyla; Hippopotamidae. Gene Ontology annotation, cellular component: SMN complex. Bases 347 to 1078 code for a protein of 243 amino acids. The record is from RefSeq and is a predicted model, not a curated record. Gene Ontology annotation, biological process: spliceosomal snRNP assembly. The transcript is spliced from 4 exons.
GACCAGCACCGGAAGCUCACUUCUAGUCGCCCCGGCAACAUCGCCCACUCGCCAUCACCCCUGUUUCCCAUCGGAAGUAGGUCCCUGCUCGCCCACCGCCCAGGAUUCACAAGCUGCGCGCCCUUGAGGUGACUCCGGGAGCGACCACAAGCCCAGGUGUCAGUCCUAUCGUGCAUGGUGUGUUGCGUGAAGAUCAGGCACCGUCCUGGGGAGAGAGCAGUCUGUGAGGAGCCGCUCUGCAAACUGCAAAAUAGCCACGAACAUCACAGCCCUGAACUGACCAGACGACUGCACUGUGGUAAUUCUUUCCUAGUUUCAGUGCUCGUUUGGACUUUCACAAUCAGAGAUGGCAGCAGAGCCGGCGACAGCGCAAGCGCAAGCUCCCGAGUCUUGGUCCUCUCAUCCUGUGUAUGCAAGAUACUGGCAACAUUACCAUCAAGCGAUGGCGUGGAUGCGCAGCCACCAGAACGCAUAUCGGAAGGCCGUGGAAUCUUUCUUCACUUCCUGGUGGUACUUCGCUGCUGCGAACCUUCCCCAGAGCGCUUAUGCUGGGGAGGGCGGAAGGCCUCAGUCCUGCUACGAGCAUCCCUCAGCCUCCCAGGACUCCCACCACAGUCAUUCACAUCCUGGCGGGCCUGGACCACAUCCACGCGGUAAAGAAGAGCCAGCUCCGACCGCAGAGGAGGAGGAGGAGGAGGAGGAGGAGAGCGAAUCCGACGACGACGGCGGCAUAGAAUGCGACCUGAGCAACAUGGAGAUAACGGAGGAGCUGCGCCAGUACUUUGCCCAAACCGAGCGGCACAGAGAGGAGCGCCGGCGACAGCAGCAGCUGGACGCGGCGCGCCUGGAGGACUACGUGAACGCGGACCACGGCCUGUACGGCGACAGGCACCGCCGCCGCUCCGCGCUGCCCCCGGCCGAGCGGCCCGGAGAGCGGCGCCAGGCCGAGAUGCGGCGCCUGUACGGGGCCAGCGCCGCCAAGAUCCAGGCCAUGGAGACAGCCAUGCAGCUCAGCUUCGACAAGCACUGCGACCGCAAGCAGCCCAAGUACUGGCCCGUCAUCCCCCUCAAGUUCUGAGCCCUGCUCCGCAGUCCCCCUCUCCCCCUCUCCCGUGGCUUUUCUCUGGGGAAGGGGACUCCAUGCUGACAAAGUCACCAAAGUCCCCUGGGGGUGGGGGUAAUGUCAGCCGCCUGGAAGUGGGCACGACAUGUCCUGUUGCCAACGCGAGAGAUGUUCUCUCGAGGUAAAAUGAUAAUUUCAUAUACAUCCCACUGGUUUUUAAUGUCAACAAGAGCAACCGGUUCAUUAAAGUUCUCACUUGGAGA